This is a messenger RNA of Gossypium raimondii (Peruvian cotton), 1748 nucleotides long. Its product is annotated as tyrosine--tRNA ligase, chloroplastic/mitochondrial. The record is from RefSeq and is a predicted model, not a curated record. Gene Ontology annotation, cellular component: cytosol; chloroplast stroma; mitochondrion. Bases 150 to 1625 code for a protein of 491 amino acids. Lineage: Eukaryota; Viridiplantae; Streptophyta; Magnoliopsida; Malvales; Malvaceae. Gene Ontology annotation, biological process: tyrosyl-tRNA aminoacylation. The transcript has 2 exons. Gene Ontology annotation, molecular function: RNA binding; ATP binding; tyrosine-tRNA ligase activity.
AGGCCAUCUAAAACCAAUUUCUCUUCCAAAAUCCAAACCCACACAGCGGCUUAUCCUUCUCUUCCAAAUCCCACAAUUUUUCUCUGUUAUUCUCUCUGCUUUGAGACUCAGUGGACGGCCAUAGUCACCAAGGAAACAGAACACUGUUAAUGGCUUCAAGGACUUUCCUUUGCUUCUACCAUGGGAAAUUCUUGCUACCCUUUACUACAACCAAGUUUAUUCCUGCUUCUAGAAGACCCAUAAAAAGUUUGAGCUUUUCUUCCGUAAGUUGCAGCCUAAACACUCCUCAGCCAACCGUUGAACCGAAAUUUCAAAUGGGUAGCACCCCAAAUGUUGUCAAAAUACUUGAAGAAAGAGGAUUGCUUGAAUCCAUAACCAAUGAAAAUCUCAGGUUGGUUUGUUCAGACCAAACUGCUGGUCCUCUCAAAGUUUAUUGUGGUUUUGACCCAACUGCUGAGAGCUUACACUUGGGUAACCUUUUGGGGCUCAUUGUUCUCUCUUGGUUCCAAAGAUGUGGUCACAGAGCUGUUGCCUUGAUUGGUGGAGCUACUGGUAGAAUUGGUGACCCUUCUGGGAAAAGCCAAGAAAGACCUGAACUUGAUUUGGAAUCAUUGGAAAAAAACAUUGCUGGGAUCAUGGAGAUUGUAAAUAAGAUUCUUAGUAAAAAUGCAAAUUUAGGUUCUGAACAAAACUCUAACUUUGUGAUUUUAAACAAUUAUGAUUGGUGGAAAGAGGUCAGGUUGCUCGAUUUUCUUAAACAAGUCGGUCGAUAUGCGAGGGUGGGGAGUAUGAUGAGUAAGGAGAGUGUUAAAAAGAGGCUGGAAUCUGAACAAGGGAUGAGCUAUACUGAGUUUACUUAUCAGUUGUUGCAAGGUUAUGAUUUUUUAUACCUUUUUAAGAAUGAAGGUGUGAAUGUACAAAUCGGUGGGAGUGAUCAGUGGGGUAAUAUUACUGCUGGGACUGAGUUGAUAAGGAAGAUUUUACAAGCUGAAGGAGCUUAUGGAUUGACAUUUCCACUUUUGUUAAAGAGUGAUGGCACCAAGUUUGGAAAAUCGGAAGACGGUGCAAUUUGGCUUUCACCGUCUAUGUUGUCUCCAUAUAAGUUUUAUCAGUAUUUCUUCUCUGUUCCAGAUGCAGAUGUGGUGAGGUUUCUCAAAAUUCUUACGUUCUUGAAUAUGGAAGAGAUAAAUGAGUUGGAAAGUGCAAUGAAAAAACCUGGCUAUGUGCCAAAUACAGCUCAGCGGAAGCUUGCUGAGGAAAUUACUCGUUUUGUUCAUGGUGAAGAUGGUUUAACUGAGGCUCUUAAGGCAACUGAAGCUUUGAGACCAGGAUCCGAGACGAAAUUGGAUUGGGAAACUAUUGAAGGGAUUGCUGAGGAUGUUCCAUCUCGCUCCUUGCCUUACACCGAAGUGUUGAAUCUUUCGAUUGUUGAUCUUUCUGUCUCGUCUGGUUUGUUUGAGAGCAAAUCAGCUGCACGUCGUCUUUUGAAGCAAGGGGGUAUCUACUUGAACAACAAUAGAGUGGAUAAUGAAAGUAAAAGAAUAGAGGCUGAAGACAUUGUGGAUGGCAAAGUUCUUCUUUUAUCUGCAGGCAAGAAGAACAAAGUGGUUGUAAGAAUAUCUUGAUUGCUUGUAGCAGUGGCUGAUUAUUUCUUAGAAACUGUGUUGCCACAUUCUUGUAUGUUAAACAAAGUUUCGAAUUUAAUGGUAUAUGAACAAAUCAAGGUAAUUUUUUCUUGUUUGUUGUUA